CCCCCGGCUCCGCUCCAGCUCCGGCGGCGGAGCCCCGUGCCCGGCGGGGGCUCGGCGGGUGCCGGCCGCGGGGGGGGACCGCGAUGCGCGGGGGGGCCCUCAUCCUGCUCGGCCUCAUCGCGCUGUGCGGGCGGCGCGGGGCGCGGGGCGCAGGACCCCCUGAGGGGCAGCACGUGGCCGGGCAGCCACAGGGGACGCACAUCAGCCAGGACCUGGUGGGACGCAGCCUGGUCAUCGACACGCUGCCGGACAACGAGACGCGCGUUGUGGAGGACAACCACAGCUACUACGUGUCCCGCACCUAUGGGCCGGGGGCCGCGCGCCGCCGGGGGCUGUGGGUGGACAUGGCAGCAGCCGACAGCAGCCACGUGAAGGUCCACGGGAUCCUCUCCAACACGCACCGGCAGGCCUCGAGGAUCGUCCUCUCCUUUGAUUUCCCCUUCUACGGGCACCUCCUGCGGCAGGUGACGAUAGCGACUGGAGGUUUCAUCUUCAUGGGGGACAUCAUCCACCGCAUGCUGACGGCCACGCAGUACGUCGCACCGCUCAUGGCCAACUUCAACCCCAGCUACUCCCGCAACUCCACCGUGCAGUAUCUGGACAAUGGCACGGUCUUUGUGGUGCAGUGGGACAAGGUCUACCUCCAGGGGAAGGAGGACGUGGGCAGCUUCACCUUCCAGGCUGCCCUGCACAGCAGCGGCAGGAUCGUCUUCGGGUACAAGGAGAUCCCGGUGCCCGUCCUGCAGAUCAGCGCCGCGCAGCACCCCGUCAAAGCCGGGCUCUCCGACGCCUUCAUGGUCCUCAACCCGUCCCCCGAGGUGCCUGAGUCGCGCCGCCGGACCAUCUACGAAUACCACCGCGUGGAGCUGGACACCAGCACCAUCACCAACAUGUCUGCGGUGGAGUUCACCCCGCUGCCCACUUGUCUCCAGCACCGGAGCUGUGAGGGGUGCGUGAGCUCCGCGCUGACCUUCAACUGCAGCUGGUGCCACGUCCUGCAGAGAUGCUCCAGCGGCUUCGACCGGCACCGCGAGGAGUGGCUGUCCUACGGCUGUGGCCAGCAGGCAGACGCCAAGAGCUGUGAGGAUUUAGCAGAGGACGACCACUACUCGCCCCCCCCCGACGGCUCCUCCUCGCCGCUGGAUGAGGACAUCACCACCCCCACGGCCUCGCUCUUCAUUGACAGCCUCACUACGGAAGACGACACAAAGCUCAACCAGCACGCGGGCAGUGAAGGUGUGGGAAGCGACCUUCCUUCCAGUAAAGCGGGCGCCCCGAUUCACACCGGGACGAUCGUGGGCAUCGUGCUGGCUGUGCUGCUCAUCGCAGCUAUCAUCCUCGCUGGGAUCUACAUCAACAGCCACCCCACCUCCAACGCCGCCCUCUUCUUCAUCGAGCGACGGCCACAUCGCUGGCCUGCCAUGAAAUUCCGGAAUCACACCAACCACGCGACGUACUCCGAGGUGGAGGCAGCCAGCCACGAGAAGGAGGGCUUCGUGGAAGCAGAGCAGUGCUGAGCGCUUCUUCCCCUGCACCUCUGACCUCCCAUGUCUCAAGUGUUGGAGUCUUCUGUUAUCCUAUCGCAAAGUCUUUCGCCUUCUGGAAAAGAAACAGCAAGUAGAGGGAAAAAGACCCGAUGGAGCGUUGAAGAGAAGGAGUUGGAGCUUGGUGAGGAUGGGACGUGCUGGGACUCCUCAUGGAAUGGCAGAACCCAAAGUGAGGGUAGCAGCUGUGACAGCUGUGCUGCUCUGAGAGGAGCGCGGUCAGAUGGCUGACGUGGCUUUUUGUCUCGUGGUUGGGUUGUGCUGCUUGGCUGCAGCAGAGCUAAGGCUGGCUCCCCAGGGCUCACCUCUGUUCCCAGCCCCUUUCCCCCAGCUCCAUCCCUUUCUCUUUCGCUGUCUUUUGGGAGCGGGCAGCGUUGUGUUUUGUCUUUGGGGCUUAGAAGCCUCGUGCCCUCAUCUUCAUCCUGCUGCUGGUGCUCCGCACCUCGGCUCCUUCCUCUCGCAUCCAAGUACCAGCUUCUCUGCUCUGGAAGAAGGGAAAACCUGUUUUACUUUAAGAGCAAAACCCUUCCAAGGAUUCACCUUCAGAAUCUUUGUGAGCCGCUGGCUCUGAUGCACUUUCUGCCAUCCAAUUAGUUUGCUCAAUUACUAGCUCUGACUCUUACCCUAAAGGAACCAGAGGCUGAAGAGGAGGAAAAAAACCCUUAGGUUCCUUCCAAACAUCCUCGUGGCAUGGCCACGAAUGCAGCAGGAGCUUCCUCAGCCAUCAGUGCAGGACUGGGCCCCAGGCUGGGGAGAGGUGGUAUGGAAAAAGAGAGAAGGCCAAAGUCUGAUGUCAGGUAAAGUUUUCUUUCUCCUACCAAAAACAGAGCGUUGGUUACAUGGGUUAUUUUUUUUUCCUUCUCUCUCGAUCCUCAGUUAUUUAUUCUGAUAUCAUCUUUGGAGCCUAUUUUAUCCACUGGCUGGUUCAGCUGUCACCGGUGGUGAUCACUGCCAAAGGCAGGGUCUGUCUAAUUAAUGUUUUCCUUCUCAUCUGCUGAAUUUAUAUAGCCAUUAAAGAUAAAUAUGGAUGCUUUGUGGCAUUUAGACCCUAGAUUAUACUUUCUCAUACGUAGCCACUAGGGAGACUUUCGCUGCAUCUUAUUAUGGCAUAAAGGCACCAAAUGCUUCUACAGGGUAAGUCAGGCUGAGUCGUGCCAAGUUGUGAUGACCCAGGCAGUCUCUCUUUAGACGUAUCUUGAAGAUAAACCUUAUUUCCAAAUAAAGCUUUCAGCUGGAACGUUGGGUUUUUUUUUCCCUGUUUCCCUGAAGUAGAAAGAAUUCAGAGGAAUGCUGUCAUGUAGUUUUUGCCCCGGAUGGUUUUAAGCUGGUAAGGAAUUUUCCCUGGAUGUCCAUCUUUUCAAAUAAUGGCCUUGUUUCUACUGAUUUUCUUAAUAUGCGUACACAGUAACAGCAAGAUUUUUAGGUAUUCCUCUUCCCCUGCAGCCUCUAAGAUGCUAGGUAACAUCCAACAAGUCUGAAAUGCUGCAUGUUUAAAAGAAAAGAGACUUCAAACGGAGUGCAAUGGAGCUGUAUAAAUCACUGCUGCAUUACUGCAGCCAGAAUCUUAAGAGGAUUCAGAAGAGGAUCAGAUUCUCAGGUGGAGGAAAAACAACAUCCAAGUGCCAUAGCGUAGGAACGACUGCGAUACACGAAGUGUACUGCAGGACAGAUGUCAGGUUCUGAGUGCCUGCAGUCAGAAAAGCUUUUUUUUUUUUUUUUUUCUUUUUUUUGUUUUCCUCCUUAAAGCACAGAAAUGAAACCAAGCAGGCUGUCCUCUGCCCUGUAGGGGUAUGGGCAGGUGUGGUGCUACUGGCUCGCACCUUGGGGCAGAGCAGGUGAGGUUCUGCCUGCAGUCACGGCCUGGGCAGAGGGGUCAGGUCCCUGUUGAGGGGAGAGGCACCGUGUGCUGUGCCCCCCCAUCCUCCCUUCUGUGAGCUCUGGCUGCUUGGUGCUCACACCUGGGAAGCCCGUGAGUCCGCAGGGACCAAUCUCUUCUGCGUUCUCUUUGCACAUGGCUUUGUCGUGGAAGAGGUCGUCUGUGACAUUAAAACCCAACUGUAAUGUUGCUGUUGCCUAGAAGAGAGAGAGAAAUGUCUUUACCAGCACCAAGCACUGCUCUACAGCUGGAGCGAGGCGAGCUGCACCAGGCGCUGCGCGUCCCAUCGCCGCUCCGAGGUCGUGGUUAAUCUUGCCCAUCUCAAGUGCUGAAGCAAGAACACAGCGAGGACAACUGGGACAUUAAAAGCAAAAUCAAAACCUGUCCGCCUUCAGCCAGCAGGAAAACAUGGCAGGGGCUCGGCAGAGAGCAGAGCUAGGCCUGGGGGUCAGCCCCAAAGUGGGAGCAGGACCCAGAUCACAAGGGAUUCUCUCAGUAACUGAAGGCCUACUUUCCACAUACUUGAAUUUACAGCACAGUUGGACUCUUUAGUGGGACUAAAGGCACUUUAACUGUCUUUUAAUGCAAUGUAUUUACUGUGGAUUAUCUGCAUGGAAUAUAGUCUUAAUAUAAAAAAAAAAAAUUCUUCCUUUUUGGACUGCUUUGUUUUCAAAAUAAAACGCGCAAAGGAUUA
Numida meleagris (helmeted guineafowl) is the source of this 4114-nucleotide messenger RNA. It is a transcript of the gene PLXDC1, whose product is annotated as plexin domain containing 1. The transcript is spliced from 14 exons. The record is from RefSeq and is a predicted model, not a curated record. Bases 84 to 1517 code for a protein of 477 amino acids. NCBI's taxonomy places the organism in Eukaryota, Metazoa, Chordata, Aves, Galliformes, Numididae.